Notolabrus celidotus (New Zealand spotty) is the source of this 3910-nucleotide messenger RNA. RefSeq names its product probable serine/threonine-protein kinase dyrk1. Gene Ontology annotation, cellular component: nucleus; PML body; cytoplasm. Lineage: Eukaryota; Metazoa; Chordata; Actinopteri; Labriformes; Labridae. The coding region runs from base 368 to 3841 and encodes 1157 amino acids. The transcript has 2 exons. Gene Ontology annotation, biological process: intrinsic apoptotic signaling pathway in response to DNA damage by p53 class mediator; smoothened signaling pathway; peptidyl-serine phosphorylation. The record is from RefSeq and is a predicted model, not a curated record. Gene Ontology annotation, molecular function: protein tyrosine kinase activity; SMAD binding; ATP binding.
UUUGUGUGUAUGUGGUUUUGGUAGUUCUGGAGCCAGCCUCAAAGUUCACUUGAUGAACUGCAGUUUUUCACACUUUUGCUUUGGCUUCAAUUCCCACGGCCGGCGGUUGCCGCUGGUAACAAACAUGAUAAUAGAUAUAGGAGCGGAUUAGACUCUAAACAUGUCUUUGUGAUGUCACUGUUGAGAUCAAAGGAUUUAGGAGUGUGAUGUCAUAGUGAGGUGAGAGCUGUGCAGCUAUAUACUGUAUAUAGGAAGGUGCCCGAUCAGAGCAGCUUGCUUUGCAGAGAGGAGAGAGAGAUUUGUGGUACACACCCUUUGGUCGUGAAUUCAAACACUUUGGAAUCUUUGAAAACUGUUCACAUCUGACAUGGCUCAAAUGGAAUCUACAGUUCAGGUAGGUGAAACCCUACACAGCAGCUCGUCUGCCUACACCGUCCUGGAGUUUAUCGGUGAAGGCUCCUUUGGAAAAGUGGCCAAGUGCCUGAAUGUCAACACUCAAGACACAGUGGCUAUCAAAAUACUCACGAAGGACUCUACUGAAGCCGAGGACGCAGAGAGAGAGAUCGCCAUGUUAGAGCUCAUCUCUGUACGAGAUCCAGACCAAAUUAACGUGGUGAAGUUCUUGGAGAAGUUUGAACAUGCGGGACAGACCUGUCUGGUGUUUGAGAUGCUUUACACAGAUUUCUAUGAAAUUAUCCGCGAAUGCGGGCCUAUGCCUCUAACCUCGAUCCGGCCGGUAGCUCAGCAGCUGUUGGUCGCCCUGGAUUCCCUGAAGGGUCUAGGUAUCCUGCACACCGACAUUAAACCAGACAAUGUCAUGCUGGUCAGCCAAGACCUGCCCAUCAGAGUGAAGCUGAUUGAUUUUGGUUUAGCCACUCCCGUCUCCAGCAUAGAGCUUGGUGAAUUAUGUCAGCCAAUUGGAUGCAGAGCUCCCGAAGUUUCCCUCGGCCUGCCCUACAAUGAGGCUAUCGAUAUGUGGGGUCUGGGCUGUCUUCUGGGCUUUUUCUACCUGGCUGACAACCCUUUCCCCGACACUGACUAUCAGGUGAUGAAGGUUUUGAUUGAGGUUUUGGGCCAGCCGGAGGACUACCUUCUCAACGCUGGAGUAUACACACGCAACUUUUUCACAAAGAAGGAUGAAGAAACUGAUGGUCCAACAUGGAGGCUCCUGACGCCUGAGGAGUACGAAACGCUGACUGGCGAACAACUUCAGGAGAAAGAGAACCAAAUGAAGCUGCCCAGCUCUCUGGACGGUUUGGCUCAUAUCUACCCAGUGGACAAACCUGCAGAGCUUGAGGACACUUUAGCGUUUGUAGACCUUUUGAAAGGUCUGAUGCAUCUUGACGGAGCUUUGAGGAUCUCUCCCAGUCAAGCUCUGCAGCACCCCUUCAUCACCAUGUCCCACCUGUCCGAGUGCCCUGACAGCUCAGACUAUUUAAAAACUGCCAGAGAGAUGAUGGGAGCACCCACAAAUCCUGACCAGGAGUCAGCUGCUGGAGCUAAGGAAGAUGUCAGAGCCCCCUGUACAUGUGAUGGAGAAAUGGAAUCUACAGUUCAGGUAGGUGAACAAGGGAACUCCUCCAAUAAUGUCCCAGAGACUCAGUCCUGUAAUGGAGCUCAAGCCGAGAACUCCACCAGAGAAAUGAAAUCUACAGUUCAGGUAGGUGAACAAGAGGGCUCCUACAAUAAUGUCCCAGAGACUCAGUCCUGUAAUGGAGCUCAAGCCGAGAACUCCACCAGAGAAAUGAAAUCUACAGUUCAGCUAGGUGAACAAAAGGACACCUACAAUAAUGUCCCAGAGACUCAGUCUUGUAAUGGAGCUCAAGCCGAGAACUCCACCAGAGAAAGGAAAUCUACAGUUCAGGUAGGUGAACAAGAGGGCUCCUACAAUAAUGUCCCAGAGACUCAGUCCUGUAAUGGAGCUCAAGCCGAGAACUCCACCAGAGAAAUGAAAUCUACAGUUCAGGUAGGUGAACAAGAGGACUCCUACAAUAAUGUCCCAGAGACUCAGUCCUGUAAUGGAGCUCAAGCCGAGAACUCCACCAGAGAAAUGAAAUCUACAGUUCAGGUAGGUGAACAAAAGGACUCCUACAAUAAUGUCCCAGAGACUCAGUCCUGUAAUGGAGCUCAAGCGGAGAACUCCACCAGAGAAAUGAAAUCUACAGUUCAGGUAGGUGAACAAAAGGACACCUACAAUAAUGUCCCAGAGACUCAGUCCUGUAACGGAGCUCGAGCCGAGGACUCCCCUAGAGAAAUGGAAUCUACAGUUCAGGUAGGUGAACAAGAGGACUCCUAUAAUAAUGUCCCAGAGACUCAGUCCUGUAACGGAGCUCAAGCCGAGGACUCCCCUAGAGAAAUGGAAUCUUCAGUUCAGGUAGGUGAACAAGAGGACUCCUACGCUAAUGUCCCAGAGACUCAGUCCUGUCACGGAGCUCAAGCCGAGGACUCCCCUAGAGAAAUGGAAUCUACAGUUCAGGUAGGUGAAACCCUACACAGCAGCUUGUCUGCCUACACCAUCCUGGAGUUUAUCGGUGAAGGCUACUUUGGAAAAGUGGCCAAGUGCCUGAAUGUCAACACUCAAGACACAGUGGCUAUCAAAAUACUCAAGAAGGACUCUACUGAAGCCGAGGACGCAGAGAGAGAGAUCGCCAUGUUAGAUCUCAUCUCUGUACGAGAUCCAGACCACAUUAACGUGGUGAAGUUCUUGGAGAAGUUUGAACAUGCGGGACAGAACUGUCUGGUGUUUGAGAUGCUUUAUAAAGAUCUGUUUGAAAUGGUCUGCCAAUGCGGGCCAAUGCCUCUGAACAAGAUCCGGCCGGUGGCUCAGCAGCUGUUGGUCGCCCUGGAUGCCCUGAAGGGUCUAGGUAUCCUGCACACUGACAUUAAACCAGACAAUGUCAUGAUGGCCAGCCAAGACCUGCCCAUCAGGGUGAAGCUGAUUGAUUUUGGUGAAGCCACUCCCGUCUCCAGCAUAGAGCUUGGUGAAUUAUGUCAGCCAAUUGGAUGCAGAGCUCCCGAAGUUUCCCUCGGCCUGCCCUACAAUGAGGCUAUCGAUAUGUGGGGUCUGGGCUGUCUUCUGGGCUUUUUCUACCUGGCUGACAACCCUUUCCCCAACACUGACUAUGAGAUGAUGAAGGCUUUGAUUGAGGUUUUGGGCCAGCCGGAGGACUACAUGCUCAACGCUGGAGUAUACACACGCAACUUUUUCACAAAGAAGGAUGAAGAAACUGAUGGUUCAACAUGGAGGCUCCUGACGCCUGAGGAGUACGAAACGCUGACUGGCGAACAACUUCAGGAGGAUGAAAACCAAAUGAAGCUGCCCAGCUCUCUGGACGGUCUGGCUCAUAUCUACCCAGUGGACAAACCUGCAGAGUUUGAGGACAGGUUAGCGUUUGUAGACCUUUUGAAAGGUCUGAUGCAUCUUGACGGAGCUUUGAGGAUCUCUCCCAGUCAAGCUCUGCAGCACCCCUUCAUCACCAUGUCCCACCUGUCCGAGCACCCUGACAGCUCAGACUAUUUAACAACUGCCAGAAAAAUGAUGGGAGCACCCCAAAAUCCUGACCAGGAGUCAGCUGCUGGAGCUAAGGAAGAUGUCAGAGCCCCCUGCACAUGUGAUGGAGAAAUGGAAUCUACAGUUCAGGUAGGUGAACAAGGGAACUCCUACAAUAAUGUCCCAGAAGAAGAAGGCGACCCGUUUACUGUUGGAGCUGAUCAAGCAGAAUCCGCCCCUCCUCCCUCGACCUCCUCCAGCCGCUUCAACAGAGCGAUGAAGAGGAUCCGCAGGUUCUUCAAGAGAGUCAAGACGACCUUCUGUUGUUGCUGUCCAGUGGAGGAUGACUAAAUGUGUGCCAUUUCCCCAACAUUAUUCUGCAGUGUACAAACUAACUAAAAAAUAAAGCAAAUAAAUAAU